AGACCUUGAGUUCAGACUUUAAAGCCCCGACCCCCGAAACUUCACUCGUUCGUUUCAUUCCACGCAGCUCCCCGUCUGAGAUUCCAUCCAUGGAGCGAAGAGGUGGAGAUCACAAUGAGAACGGUAGCUACAUCUUCUCCGAUCUGUCGGACCGCGACCUGUCGGACGGGAAGGCCGACAAGAAGCGAUUGGAAGACGAUGAGAAGGAGUCGAUUGAGCGGAUCUUCGACAGCCAAGAAAUUCCCCCAUGGCAGAACCAGCUCACGUUGAGAGCGUUCGCCGUAAGCUUCCUUUUGGCGAUUCUGUUCAGCUUCAUAGUGAUGAAGCUCAAUCUGACGACUGGGAUUAUACCUUCUCUGAAUGUCUCCGCGGGUUUGCUUGGUUUCUUCUUUGUUAAGACGUGGACGAAAUUUCUUGAAAAAUCUGGAAUGCUGAAGCAGCCCUUCACCAGACAGGAGAACACCGUCAUCCAGACUUGCGUUGUCGCCUCCUCCGGCAUCGCCUUCAGCGGAGGAUUUGGGAGUUACCUUUUUGGAAUGAGCUCUGCUGAGGCGAAACAAUCAGCAGAAACUGGUGCUGCACAAAAUAUUAAAGACCCAGCACUAGGGUGGAUGAUUGGAUUUCUAUUUAUUGUUAGUUUUCUUGGUCUCUUCUCAGUGGUUCCCCUCCGGAAGAUCAUGAUCAUUGACUUCAAAUUGACUUACCCAAGUGGCACUGCGACUGCACACCUUAUCAAUAGCUUCCACACUCCCCAAGGAGCCAAUUUAGCAAGGAAACAAGUCAGAGCAUUGGGAAAGUUCUUCUCCUUCAGUUUCCUAUGGGGUUUCUUCCAAUGGUUCUUCACUGCAGGGGAUGAUUGUGGCUUUUCAAACUUCCCUUCACUUGGCCUCAAAGCCUACCAGAACAAGUUUUACUUUGAUUUCUCUGCUACUUAUGUGGGAGUUGGAAUGAUCUGUCCAUACAUCAUAAACAUAUCUUUGUUAAUUGGAGGGAUUCUCUCAUGGGGUGUCAUGUGGCCUCUCAUAGAUGCUAAAAAAGGUGAUUGGUAUUCUGCAGACCUCUCUAAGAGCAGCCUCCAUGGCCUUCAAGGUUACAAGGUAUUCAUUGCUAUUGCCAUGAUCUUAGGUGAUGGCCUUUACAACUUCUUAAAGGUCCUAAGUAGAACUCUUAUUGGCUUGUUUCACCAACUUCGUAACAAAGAGGCCGGGAUUGUUCUCCCAAUAGCUGGCCGACCCUCUCCUCCAAGCCCAACUAUUUCUUAUGAUGACCAAAGGCGAAUCCAACUAUUCCUCAAGGACCAAAUUCCUACAUGGUUUGCAAUAGUAGGUUAUGUUGUUAUUGCUAUAGUCUCCAUUGUAGCCCUUCCUCACAUUUUUCCCCAGUUGAAGUGGUACUAUAUCGUGGUCAUCUAUGCAUUGGCACCUACAUUAGCCUUUUGUAAUGCAUAUGGGUGUGGGCUCACUGAUUGGUCCCUAGCCYCAACCUAUGGGAAGCUUGCCAUCUUCAUUAUUGGGGCAUGGGCUGGGGCAGGACAUGGUGGGGUUAUUGCUGGACUUGCAGCCUGUGGUGUAAUGAUGAACAUUGUUUCCACAGCC
This is a messenger RNA of Nelumbo nucifera (sacred lotus), 1595 nucleotides long. RefSeq names its product putative metal-nicotianamine transporter YSL7. Gene Ontology annotation, cellular component: membrane. Lineage: Eukaryota; Viridiplantae; Streptophyta; Magnoliopsida; Proteales; Nelumbonaceae. The record is from RefSeq and is a predicted model, not a curated record. Gene Ontology annotation, molecular function: oligopeptide transmembrane transporter activity.